AUGCUCUCCAAGGCUCUUGCAGUAGCGAACAAUGCUGUGUUACUUGACAACGCCCAGAAUAUCGAGGGCGCUAUUGAAGCAUAUGCUGAAGCUUGUGAUCUGUUACAACAAGUUCUGAUCCGGAGCUCGGUCCUCGACGAUCGGAAAAGGUUGUCUGACAUUCGAAAUGCGUAUUCGAAGCGAAUAGCCGACCUUCACGAUCUUGACGAUUCCUUCUCCGAACUCAUGGAGAAAGCCUUACCAGAAGAUCCUCCUCUUGAUGAAACUAACAACUCUUUCUUUACUAGUGACGGCGUUGAACUAGAUACCACUGAGGUUUUGGAGUCUGUCCAGAUACCUCCUCGACAAGAAUCUUUACUACCAGAAAUAUACGGCGGAGAGUCAUAUCUCAAGGAGUCGGCGAACCGCAAGAGAAUACAGAUACCCAGUCUUGCAGUUCCUAUGGAUGCGCAGUAUAUGCCGCCACCUCUUUCGCCUAGAAGAGCGGCAUCUCCAAUCUCGGAACGGGAUGCGAACACACCUCUUGCUGCUAGGGAAGCUAGUGGAAUCCCAAAAGGUGCUCUCCAUGCUCGAGAAGGUAGCACGGAGUCUACUUCCUGGUUGGACACUUUCGAAGAUGGCGACUCGUCAACUUCUCGGUCGUCUCGAUUGUCAUCUUUGAAUUUCGGAAUCCAUACCACUCACAACAUUGUCGACGAGUUCGAAGCAGAGUUCGACGCAGCAGCUCUUGACGCUGCUGUAGACGCUGCCUAUGAUGAUAACCUGACAGAGGAGCCCACUCCGAGGCCGGAUAAGAGCGUACGAGAUUUCAAUGAGGAUUUCGGCACUCCCGUACCCGCUUUGGAAAUGGCCUCCAAAGAUCAUUCCAUUCUGUCAUCCGAUGUUGAAUUCACUCGAGAGUAUGAUGAGGGCGAUUCAUCGGAGGAAGAGGAACGAUUGCUAGAAGAGAUGACGAAGGGAUUUGUCUUUGAUGAUUUUUCCUUUGAUAAUAAAUCAAAAUCGACCCUUCCUCGACAAUCAGACUCGAGUACGUUCUCAGGCAGGACGUGGACAAGCUCACUUCCGUCAACAACUGCAACAAAUAAUACUACGUUGAGCACACUAGCAGAAUCGCAAGAGACUCCAGCAGAAACGUCCCCGCGACCAGUUCCCCAGGCCAAAGACGCUCCUUUGACGUCCCCUCAAAAGGCAGCCCUUCCCCAGGCACCGCACCUAGCACUCCCGGCCCAACAAUCCAGCAUACCAGCCAGUACAGAGAAGCAUAGUGGACUGAAUAUUCGCGAAAGGAGAUUCUCGGGUCGAAGUGGGGAGCAACUGAAGAUCGAGACUUUCGCACGACGAAACUCUUCGACCAUUCCCGUCAAGCCUAUUGCGGCGCCUCUGCCCGUCCCAGAACUAGACGUUCCCGAGGAACAGCCAAAGGUGCUGCAGACCGCCCCAUCGGAAUCCACAGUCCCCGCUCUACCGCCCAUUACGCCCAUGACGACGUUGCCGUCUAAUGAUUCUGUUCAAAGUGAUUCUCCAGCCACUCCUGCCUUGACGCAAGGAGGGUCUCAGGGCAGCAUCGAGGAUUCCGUAGUCAUGCCCCCGUCACCUGCGAAACUGGGAAAAAUGGGCCCCCCCGCAGCCGUGAAGAAGAAUCUGUCGUCUUCGAGCUUGAGAUUGAGAAAUCUGUCGGUAGCAACGACAGAAACAAGUACAGAGUCUCCUAUCACACCGGUUAGCGCUGGUUUUGGAGAGAUUAAAAAGGUUGUGCCGCCACUUCCAUCAGCCGCGUUGCCGACACCAUCAACAGCUGCUUUUGGCCCUCAACUCCUUCAGACUGGUGGGAUGUACUUGUUCGAUGAUCUGACGGCUCCGGGUCCACCGAGGACUCCCAGGACCCCUGAUGCUCCAAGCUUUCCCCCUCCUCAACUACUUGAGCCUUGCCCCGAAUCUUUCCUUCUCCGUCCUUUCUGGUUGAUGCGAUGUUUGUAUCAGACGCUUGCUCAUCCUAGUGGCGGAUACCUUACAACGAAACUAUUCAUACCCCGGGAUGUAUGGAGGGUGAGGAACGUCAAACUCAAAGCUCUUGAUGAUAAAGUGUCACAGUGUGAUCUGUUAACGGCAGCAUUGCUCAAACUUGCCAAAGUCGAUACUUUUGACGCUGACUCGGUUCUUGACGAGUUGCAGUCAUUCGAAGUGGUUCUGGACCAGGUCCGAAACACGUUGCAGAAGAAGAUGGGCAGCGAGGUUGGCUUUUCGGGGUCAUCCAGCCUUUUCAAGUCAGUUGGCGAAGAUCAAGAGACCGGUAAAUCGACCAGCACUGCCGCGAAAUCUAUCGCAUCCAGCUGGCGCAAACUUCGGUCAAAAUCAAGUGCCCCAGCUAUGGGAAAUCAGAGUGGGCAGAAAGACGGGUCUAUGUCUGGUCCCAGUAUGACCUCUUUACCAAUGACUUCGUCUUCGUCUGUGCCUUCAUCGCGGUCACAUCUGAACCGCAAGAUCGCACCGCCACCUACACCGACACAGUUGAUCAACGUUCAACCGGUCAUCGCGACUUACAUGUCGAGCUUGGCACGCCUCUUUGAUGCAGCGCAAGUGCUCGAUGGAAUCGCUCGACAGGUAGAAGACCCUGGACUGAAGUGCAGUAACAAAACCCAAGUUGGGUUGGAGUUGGGUGUCAAGAAUGCUGCGGAGUUUUUUGCAUUCUUCAUCGUUCGGUUCGUGAUGGCGGAUUUGAUGGUGAUGGUCGACAAAUUCCUGAAGAGAGGAAGUGAGUGGGUUCUAACUUGA
Molecule: messenger RNA, 2772 nt
Organism: Cladophialophora psammophila CBS 110553
Lineage: Eukaryota; Fungi; Ascomycota; Eurotiomycetes; Chaetothyriales; Herpotrichiellaceae
Exons: 1
Coding region: 1-2772 (923 amino acids)
Source: RefSeq, a predicted model, not a curated record